Messenger RNA from Aspergillus japonicus CBS 114.51, 2180 nucleotides. RefSeq lists its product as uncharacterized. Lineage: Eukaryota; Fungi; Ascomycota; Eurotiomycetes; Eurotiales; Aspergillaceae. The transcript is spliced from 3 exons. Gene Ontology annotation, biological process: transmembrane transport. The coding region runs from base 1 to 1863 and encodes 620 amino acids. The record is from RefSeq and is a predicted model, not a curated record.
AUGUCGAAUCAAGGCCACAGUCAGGAUCACUUGACUGGAGGCCUUCACAAAUAUGCCAUUUACGAGACCUCCUACUAUCUCAACCACUCCUAUGCCCUGCACACACUAGACACAACCAUCCAUCUGCGGUUGGACGGCCAGGAAAUAACUUGUAUCACUGCCCAUAUCACGCCUUACAUCGGCUCAGUGACAUCGAGGUUAAUGAAAGCUCUUCCAUUCUUGAUUAUGGUCUUGUUUGGAAUCGCUACAGGCCCGCUCAGGCUCUUUCAUACCAAUGGAAGAAGCAUGUUUCGGUACGAGCUGGCCGACCCAUCCCGUGACCCAGCCCAAUCCCACGUACAAGGACUAGGCGAUUGUCUUCAGUUUCUUCAGUUCAUCUUCUUAACCAGCUGUUUGUCGCUUUCAUACCCGGGCUUCUUCCGCGGGAUUGUCGGGGAGUUGGCCUGGUCAUCGCUCAUCUUCCGGAAUUGGCCUGUCACACAUGGAUUCGCCUACCCGGGUGUUGAGGAUGGAAUCUAUGCCACUAAUUCGACUUGGGGCUUGGAGGAGAUGACACAGGUCCUGGGCGGGACCACCAUCAGUGAUCUCUGGGUCAAUGCGAUUGUUAACCUGCUCCUCGUCGUCGUGGGGAUCGUGGCGCUGGUGCAAGUCCCGUUCGGAUUCCAAUGGGCGUCGAGGUUUCUUCGGAGGCGACAAGCGAUUGAGCUGUCGGACCUUCAGGAAGAAUCCUUGACUCAAUGCCAGCGUACAGGAUGGAGUAUCCUUCGAGCCGUGCUCGACCAUUUCCUCUUUCCGCUUGUUACUUUCUCCACGAGUCAACUCCUCUUAUCAUCAUGGUACCCGGCUUACCGUACCUUCUUCGCGGUUUUGCUUGUUGGCCUCCUUGCUGUGUCUUUGGGCUUUACCGUGCGGUAUCUGACCAAGACCAACAGACAAUGGGCCUUCUCCCAUGGAAGCCUGUUCCCUAGACAUCAUUCCGGAACGUGGAUUUUCGGUGUUCUGUACGGCAUUCCGAUUGUAAGAGGCAUCGCGAUCGGGGCAUUGCAACGAUCGGGCCUUGCCCAGGUUGUGGUUCUCAUCAUAUGCGAGACAACCAAUCUCGUCUGCCUGCUUUGGAACUGCCAGGACUUUCCAGCCUGGAGACCUGCCUGCUUUUCGAUCGGCAGGCUUGCCAGCCUUGUUAUGAGCUGUACCUUCCUUCCGCAGUCUGAGGCAACCGAGCGCAACCAAGGUAUACUGGCAUACAGUAUUCUGUUUCUAUAUGCAACGAUGAUGUUCUUCGGGUUUCUGGUUCCAUGCAUGAUAAGCAUAGCACUUUUCAUACUUCGGAAAGCGGGAAUCGUGCACUCCCAUGGUGGCCCCCUCGUGCGACCUCGUGAAGCACCGAUUUAUGGAAUUGGUCAACUUUCGCAACGGUCCACGCGGAAGACUUCAUUCACGGAGCUCUCAGAGCUUCGUCCUGUGGCCUAUCCUCAAACCACAGGGAUGCCGAGCACGAAUGAGUUUCCAUCGUACUUUCGGGCUCCACGGCCCAUGACUCCCGUCUGUAUGUCGUCGCACCAGUUCUCCACCCUCCCAAGGCAGUCUCACAGCUCGGAUGAAUCGGUGGAGUCCAGCAUGGACUCUGUUGACCUGAGCAUCCUGGACGAAGACACGACGACCGUCAGCGGCGACGGCGAUUAUUCCAAACGCGAGGCCGACCAAUACUACGGUCGGCCGAUGGCAUCGCAGGUCAAUGCUCGGGUAGAACGAACAGAAAACGCCUGUGCCACAGGGGAGGACAGGCUCUGGCGAUCGUCGUGGAAGUCGAGGAAGAAGACGAAAGGGUUCGAAGUUGUGAGGCCUGCUCGCCCUGGGAUAUGAUGAUGGAUUUUGACCCUCAGUUCGACAUUUGUAAUGAUGCUACCCUCUGAUAUAAUCUAGAGAUAACCUUACGCUUUGGCCCAAUCUCUUUGUCUAUGAUAUAAUGAUGAAGGCUUGGCCGAGGCGCGAAUAAGCAACGCUGAUAAAGUUUCUGUCCUACCCGGGAAGCCCAGGGUUGAAGCCCAGCCGCCAUGGGAGCCCUCUCGUCAUCUGUGGAUUGAAAAGUUAAUUGUUGUUGACUUUAUUCAUAUUUUACCUCAAUGGAUCAGUUACAAGGGCUAUUAUUAUCGGCCGGUGUCAAUAAGCUUUUUCUGCAG